Molecule: messenger RNA, 927 nt
Organism: Pterocles gutturalis (yellow-throated sandgrouse)
Lineage: Eukaryota; Metazoa; Chordata; Aves; Pterocliformes; Pteroclidae
Gene: CTSZ
Product: cathepsin Z
Exons: 5
Cellular component (GO): lysosome
Molecular function (GO): cysteine-type endopeptidase activity
Source: RefSeq, a predicted model, not a curated record
UGGCGGAACGUGAACGGGGUGAACUACGCCAGCACCACUCGGAACCAGCACAUCCCCCAGUACUGCGGGUCCUGCUGGGCCCACGGCAGCACCAGCGCCUUGGCAGAUCGAAUUAACAUAAAGAGAAAAGGAGCAUGGCCUUCUGCCUACCUCUCUGUUCAGAACGUGAUUGACUGCGCCAAUGCAGGAUCCUGUGAAGGUGGAGACCACUCAGGUGUUUGGAUGUACGCCCAUGACCAUGGCAUUCCAGAUGAGACCUGCAACAACUACCAAGCUAAAGAUCAAAAGUGUAAGAAGUUUAACCAGUGUGGAACUUGCGUCACUUUUGGAGAAUGCCAUGUGAUAAAGAACUACACUCUCUGGAAAGUUGCUGACUAUGGGUCUGUCAGUGGAAGAGAGAAAAUGAUGGCAGAAAUCUAUACUAAUGGACCAAUUAGCUGUGGCAUAAUGGCUACUGAAAAGUUGGAUGCUUACACUGGAGGACUUUAUACAGAGUACAACCCCUCGCCUGAGGUGAAUCACAUUGUCUCUGUGGCUGGCUGGGGCGUAGAAAAUGGAACGGAAUACUGGAUUGUUCGUAACUCAUGGGGUGAACCCUGGGGUGAAAGAGGAUGGCUGAGAAUUGUCACAAGUGGAUAUAAAGGUGGAAGAGGAGCAGAGUACAAUCUUGCUAUCGAAACAGACUGUGCAUAUGGAGAUGUUAUACUUCCUUGAUUCUAUAUUGUACAUCUUUCUGUUUAUGAACUACUUUGGUUUGGCAGCUUCCCAGCACAACCUUCUGUUUAAAGAAUAGUCUAAAACUCUCACAGUUUAACACCAGCAGGCAGUUCUGCAAAAUUAUGCCAGAUACCAACACACAAUGUCUUCAAAGUAAAAUAAAUAGAGCUGCCUUAGGUAAUUAUUUACAACUUAAAAUAAUUUACCCCU